This is a messenger RNA of Rotaria sordida, 404 nucleotides long. Lineage: Eukaryota; Metazoa; Rotifera; Eurotatoria; Philodinida; Philodinidae. The record is from the annotation of a GenBank genome assembly.
AUUGUAAUAUUAUAUAGGCACAACUUUCAUUGGGCAUUUUUUUGGCAGUAACAGCAUGGAGUAUUACAGAAAUUAUUCGUUAUGCUUAUUAUGCACUUAAUCUAUUUCAAGUUUCUCCUCAAUUACUUACAUGGUGUCGAUAUUCAUUUUUUAUUGUACUCUAUCCAUUGGGUGUAACAGGUGAAAUUCUAACAAUAAUAAAAGCCAUGCAAACAAUCUAUCCAGAAAUUGUUCGAAAUCGAUAUUCAAUUGUUUUACCAAAUAAAUUUAAUUUUGGUUUUGAUUAUUUUUAUUUUCUUUGCGUUGUUCUUCUUGCUUAUACAUAUUUUCCAACAAUGUACAAGCAUAUGUUUAAACAACGUGCUAAAACAUUGAAUACUUCACCAUCAAAAAAGAUUCAAUAA